This is a messenger RNA of Amaranthus tricolor (Joseph's coat), 2533 nucleotides long. Its product is annotated as centromere protein C. Gene Ontology annotation, molecular function: centromeric DNA binding. NCBI's taxonomy places the organism in Eukaryota, Viridiplantae, Streptophyta, Magnoliopsida, Caryophyllales, Amaranthaceae. The transcript has 11 exons. Gene Ontology annotation, cellular component: kinetochore. Gene Ontology annotation, biological process: attachment of mitotic spindle microtubules to kinetochore; spindle attachment to meiosis I kinetochore; kinetochore assembly. The record is from RefSeq and is a predicted model, not a curated record. The coding region runs from base 315 to 2381 and encodes 688 amino acids.
AAAAAAAAUCUGAAUAGAAAUGUAGCUGAACCCAAUCAAACAAAGACCCAUAAUCGUCCUUAAUUAUGGCUUGAUUCUUGAGAGUUGUCUUGUAGCCGACUAACCUCCCGCCCUUUCAAAUUUCAAAACUGAUUUCGUCGGAUAAAUCAACUAACUUACUCUCUUCCAUAAGAUACUCUAUUUUUUUUCCAAAUUAGGGCUAACUUCAACGGUGUGAGAUACUCAAAUUUACCCCCAAAUUCAUUUCCAAUUUCUAUUCCUUCGCCAAUUUAGAGAUUAACGCUCUUAAAAAAGCUUACAUACAUUUGCAAAUUAUGGAAGCCAUCAGUAACGGCGACGUUUCUGAUCUAGUCGACCCACUCGCCGACUACCCCUCAUUGUAUCUCUUUCCUCGCACAUUUCAAUCUUAUUCUUCUUCUACUUCUGUCCAAGAUUAUUUUAAAGAAAGAUUGUUGAGUAAUCCCGAGAAAUGGUUGGAGCAAGGAAAGGCCAUCCUAAAAGACAAUUCAGAUCAAUCAAAAAAUGAUAAUUUAGCAGCGGUUUUUGCUGGAAAUGAAAGAGUUCCCCCAAAGAGGAGACCCGCAUUAGGACUUAAGCACUCUAAGUUUUCUGUAAAGCCCAUGAAUAGUCUUCCUGCUGCGACUAUGGACUUUGAUAUAGAUGUUGCUAAGCUAAGUGAUCCAGUUGAAUGUUUUGCCGCCUUUGAAAGGAUGGAAAAUGCCAGAAAGGAAGUACAGAAACUACAAGGUGAGCCACUCUUGGACUUGGAUCAAAAUGGUCCAUUGUUGGCUUCUAGAAAGCGACGACCUGGUAUUCGGGGGUUAGAGCGGCGGCCAUCCACCUACGUGCAUCAUCCUAGCCCUUUUAAUAUCUUGGCAGAUGUUCAUAGGACCUCUUUGCCUUCGCAAGAGUCAUUUGAUAAUGCCAUACGAAGCCCGAGUCAUAAUGAUCUCCUAAAAGAUGCUAAUGUUAUGGAUGAUUCACAAACUGUGAGAGCCACCGGCUCCAAAUUGACGACAACUAGCAACCACAGUGAGCUUGAUGAGCUACUAUCUUGUGAUUAUGAAGGAUUAGAUGAGGACGGUGUACAAAAUCUCCUUUUAGAAAAACUACAGAUUAAACCUGUGGACAUUGGUAAAUCAUUCCUUCCUAACUGGCGUGCUCAGCGACCUGAAUCUUUGGCUUCAACCUCAGUUUUUUCAAAGAGGAAUGAUACUAUAUAUCAUCUCAGUGCUGGGAGUAAAAAUGUUAGGAGCAGAGACCAAUUAUCUCCUGCAAAAUCAAAAAGUCCGUUUGCUUCCAUAUCAUUACUGAAUAGACACAUUGCAGAGCGUACCCUAUCGAAGGACCCCUACUUAAUUAGCCACUUUGAUGCAUCACCAUCAGAGGCUACUGAUCCUUCAAGAGAGCCUGAAAAAAGAUUGGGUCUGGGCUGGCAAUCUGCUGAGCUUGAUGCAGGGAAGAUUUUGUGUGAACUUAGGAGAUCUUCUGCACUUGGAGCAAAAAAAAUAGCAGUUACCGGUGAGAAUUCUUAUGUCUCUACCUUGAACGAUGUUGAUGCCAGUACUGAGCAUAACGAAAUGAAGAAUGCGGUUGGACAAUCUGAUCAACAUGGUAAUAGGAUGGAUCCACCUGAAUUAGAGCGACCUCCAGAAAAUAAAGAAGAUACUAUUACUGUUUCUGGUAAGGAUCCACCUGUCCAGGUACCAAAGGAUGUCGAUCAAAAUUCACCUGCCUUGCUGUUGAAGGAUGUUGGUCAAACUAUUGAACCUGAAAUGCAGGAGGAUGAGGUAGCUGCAGAACAGUUCUCUGCACGACAACGGCUCAUGUUCGAGGAUGGUAUGACCACAAGUUCUACUAGAGUUGGAAAAGCUGGAAUGAAUGAACCAUCAGAUACAGAAAACAUUCCUGUUGAAGGGCCUUCAAAGGGAACUAUAGGAUCUUUCAAGAAGAGAAAUGCGAAGGGGAUAUUAAAGGCACCAUUUGAAACAGCUGACUCUGAGGAAGCAGUGAUGAAAGACAACCAAGUCGUAACGUCUGAACAAGAUGCCCCUGUUGCUAGAGAAACUCGGAGUAAAAAGAGUAAAAUAGAAGGUGCUCAGCCUGGACGGAGUAAAUUGGAGACUCGUCGAUUCAGCUUAUACGAUGCCGGUACGAAAUGGGAUGGUGGGGUCAGGCGAAGUACUAGGAUAAGGAUGAGGCCAUUGCAGUUCUGGAAAGGUGAACGUUUUUUGUAUGGGCGUGUUAAUGAAAGUCUAGUGACCGUAAUUGGGGUGAAGUAUGCCUCUCCAUCAGCUGAUUCUAAAGACCCUGGUAUCAAGGUGAAAUCCUUUGUAUCUGAUAAAUACAAAGAUCAGCUUAGUUUUGCUGCCUUAUGCUGAUGUAAACAAAAUAAGUUUAGGACUUCUAUUGUCUGUAAUACAAAAUUAUGAAUUUUUCCAUUUGAAUUUUCCUAUCAUAGGUUUAAAAAAAAGAACCAGUAUUAACUUUAAUUCCUUUCUGGUGAAUGCAAAACUCUGGCCGAGUUUGCCUC